Molecule: messenger RNA, 3833 nt
Organism: Xyrauchen texanus (razorback sucker)
Lineage: Eukaryota; Metazoa; Chordata; Actinopteri; Cypriniformes; Catostomidae
Product: cadherin-24-like
Exons: 13
Coding region: 60-3833 (1257 amino acids)
Biological process (GO): homophilic cell-cell adhesion; multicellular organism development; calcium-dependent cell-cell adhesion
Cellular component (GO): plasma membrane; catenin complex; adherens junction
Molecular function (GO): cadherin binding; calcium ion binding
Source: RefSeq, a predicted model, not a curated record
CAAGUCAGAGUGAUCCCCCUACAUCGUUGCAUAUGGGCAUAUCACACACACCUUCUCAAAUGGACUUUGGACAUCAAUCUGACAAUUUUUUCAGCUCACCUACUGAAAGGACUCUUGAUGAUCAAAGCGUUCAUAUUCCAGAACUGGAAUUAGGUGUCACUCAGAAUCCAUUGAUGAAAAUUUUAGAACCCAUCGACAGCAGUCACAUCCUAAAACUUCCUCCAGAUCCAGAAUGGGGAAAGAAGGAAGUGGAAGACAGUGAAGAGAUUGCUGUGGACUCCCAUCAUGGUGGAGGUGGGAGGGGCCUUGUGUUCCAGGAAAUGGAUGAGGAUAAAGAUGAGGGGCAGAGCCAACAGAAAGGGGAAAUCUCUCGAUCUAGAAGAAGACGAAGCUGGAUCUGGAACCAGUUUUUUGUCAUUGAGGAGUAUGCUGGGCCAGAACCAGUGCUCAUUGGAAGGCUUCACACUGACAUGGACAGAGGUGAUGGACGCACUAAGUACGUGCUGCGGGGUGAGGGGGCGGGGUCAGUUUUCGUGAUUGACGAGAAGACUGGCAACAUCCAUGUUACCAAGCCCUUGGACAGGGAGGAGAAGGACGAAUACCGGCUGAUUGCCACGGCAACAGACAGUCAGACAGAGCGUGCCCUGGAGCCCUCCUCCCAGUUUAUCAUUAGAGUGCAAGAUAUCAACGACAACCCACCUGUGUUUGAGGAUGGGACCUACAGUGCCACAGUACCCGAGAUGGCAAACAUAGGGACCUCUAUCAUCCAGGUGACUGCUUCAGAUGCUGAUGAUCCAACCUAUGGGAACAGUGCUCGGCUAGUGUACACGCUGGUUCAGGGACAGCCACACUUCUCCGUGGACCCCCAGACAGGUAUCCUACGUACCGCAGUUCCUGAUCUGGAUAGAGAAGCACAGGAUCAGUAUCUGGUGGUUCUACAAGCUAAAGACAUGGGCGGCCAUCUGGGUGGUCUGUCAGGAACAACAACAGUUACUGUACGAUUGACAGAUGUCAAUGAUAACCCUCCGCAUUUCACACAAAGUUCCUGGCUAUUCUCUAUAUCAGAGUUGGCCGUGCCAGGGGCGGAGGUGGGCCGGAUCUCAGCAACAGAUGCUGACUUGGGAGACAAUGCCAAGCUGGAGUAUACCAUCCUGGAUGGAGAGUCAGGGGAUAUUUUCAACAUUACUGGAGUGGACCAAGAGGCUGUGAUCAUUCUCAAUAAGGCGGUGGACUAUGAGAGCCGGAGCUCUUACUCUUUCUCAGUGGAGGUUCUGAAUCCAAUUGUGGACCCUCGCUUUCUGCGCCGCGGGCCUUUUAAAGACCGUGCCUCAAUCAGAGUGGCUGUGCUGGAUGCAGAUGAGCCCCCUCGCUUCUCACGAGCACGUUACCGAAUGGAUGUAUCGGAGAACUGCCCGCCGGCAUGCACCAUGGGACGGGUCAGCGCUGUGGACCCAGAUACGGGUCUCACAAACAACAUCAGGUUCUCCAUCGAUCCUCAAUCUGACCCAGAGGCUCUAUUCCACAUCACUCCAGACACUGGGCUUAUCACUACGGCGACUGAGUUGGACCGUGAGCAUGAGCAGUGGCAUAAUAUCACCAUCAUUGCCACACAGAGAGAUAACCCCAGCCAGGUGUCCAGGGUGGUGGUUGCCAUAGAAACACUGGAUUUAAAUGACAAUGCCCCAGAGCUGGACAGGCAGUACAAUACGGCCAUGUGUGACUCCGCCUCCAUCGGACAGGUGGUGCAGGUGUUGCGGGCGAUUGAUAGAGAUGAGGGCGGAAAUGACAGUGCCGUCCAUUUCAACAUCCCGCCGGACUCCAGCGCUGCCCUCAACUUUAGCAUCAGGGAGAGUGGAGGCCCCACUGCUAGUUUGGUGCUGGCAGCACCUUUGCAGACCCUGUCUCGCUUUGCUUCAUCCUCCCUCACUCUCUACGUCCCUCUGGUCCUGAGGGAUAUGACCUCUGGUUUGACCAGCACAGGGACAGUUACUGUGUCUGUGUGUCCCUGUCUGAGAGGGGGAGCCCGGGCUGGAGAGAAAGAGAAACAAAGUGAGGCGGAGUGGGACAGAGAGACGGUUUGUUUGCCUCAGCACUCUUCCUUGCCCUCCCCUGGACUCAGCACUGCUGCUCUACUUGCUAUUUUAGCUUGUGUGGCCACUCUGUUUGCUGUCAGUGCUUUGUCACUCUCCCUGCGCAGGCAGAAAAGGGACUCUCUCUCUCCAUUAGAGGAGGAUGAUGUAAGAGAAAACAUCAUCACGUAUGAUGAUGAAGGAGGGGGCGAGGCCGACACGGCUGCGUUUGACAUCACAGCGCUGCAGAGUGCUCCACACAAUGCACGCAGGGGGUACCGCACACUGGACAGCAGGAACAUACGUUAUUCACAACACAAUCAGAUCAAGGCUCGUACAAAUACCAGCUGGACUCAGGCUGGAGCGCUGGACCCUGGGCAGUACGCCUGUCAAGGGGCCCCUCUGUACGGGCGGCUAUGCUACAGCAGCCAUACCCUCCCAGUGCUACGUCGCUCACAGGGGCCCUACGAGCCUAGCUUUUCCGAGCUGGCUUACCGCUUCCCUGGGAGUCAGCCGGAUCACUCUCUUGUCAUUCAGAACCAGGCAGCCGCGGUGGGGCCUUUGGAGCCCGGGGCCAUUUAUGUGGGGCCAUCAGAGGCCAGUCACAGUUCUAAAGAAGGGACAAUAACUCAGGACAGAGCAACGACAUCUGAUGGAGGUACACCAAGGAGAAAUGACUCAAAGGAGGAUUCAAACUGUGAUGCUCAACAGAGUCAGAAUCAAAGCCAGGAUCUGGACUGGAAGAAUAAACUCAUCCUUACCUCCCGCUCUAACCCUCCUGCUCCUCCCCGUCGCCUACAGGUCCAGUCGGAAACGCCUUCCCGUGAACGAGAGCUGGUGUUGACCCGUUCUGGUUCAGUUGCUGGGCCGGGCCCCACUGGUGGGUGGAUGUGUGACUCCACAACACUUCCCAGAGCAGGGCGGCACCCCUCGCGGGCCAGUCUUUCCCUGAACAGGAGUGGCACUGAGCCAACAGAGUCUAACCACGCUGGGCAGGUGGAUGCUGCCAAUAGCACUAUAGAAGUCCAGAUGCAGUCUGUCAGCGGAAAUUACGCCACCAUUCUGCAGGGGGAGCCGCAGAGAGACUACCCAGGGACUCUGGGUCGGGGAGGGUUGGAGAUGAGGAGUGGUUUUGUGGUGGGGAGGCCAGAGAGAGAGGGGAGCAUUCCAUUGAGUGGGAGUACCUGUGCUGGGAUGGGAUAUCCAGAGGGUGGAGGGUUCAUGGGAGACUGGCAUGAACGGGUGGGUAUAACAGGGUACUCGCUAGGCAGGAGAGAUAUGACUCCCCAGCUGCUUCCAUACCCCGGUCAGGGUCGGGGGGCUUUUGGGGGCAUCCUGGGUUAUGGAGGAGUCUGGCCCUCAGCGCCUGACACAUCUGAAAGGGGGGGGCCCGUAGGAGGAGCGCACUCCCUGGCUCUAAGGGUCGGCGAGUUCCUGCGUCUGCGCCUGGCACAGGUGACCCUUGACCCUUCACAGCCUCCUUACGACUCUGUGCAGGUGUACGGGCUGGAGGGCACUGGGUCGCAUGCGGGGUCCCUUAGCUCCCUGGACAGCGAGGGAGGGAAGGAAGCAGAGAAGGAGGUGUGGGGAGCAGGGCUGGAAGAUUGGGGCCCACAGUUCAAGAAAAUAUCCCAGCUUUUUAGAGAGAGGGAGAAGGAGGGUGGAGAGGAGAAGGAAGGAGAUGGAGAGACAAGCAAAAAGCACAAGGAUAAAGAUUGGGAAGAGAAGGAAGAGUCUGGAGAUGAGGAGCAUGCGAAUGUCUGA